AGGCUAAAUCGCGCAGCAAACUACGGUCCUUUAAGCUUUGACUUGAGGUCUGAGGAUGCUGUCUGUUUGUCUCUGCAAAAUGCAAAUCCAAAUUCAAUUCUUGCUGCCAAAGCCAAAACAAAACUGAGUCAUUUCUUUGUUUAGGAGUUUGGUUCUGCAAAAAGCCAAAAAGAAGAAGAAGAAUAAAUGGAAGCAGAGACCUCAAACGGUGGUGGUAUUGGAGGCCUUUACGUCAAAGUUAUGACCGACGACCAAAUGGAACUGCUCAGGCAACAGAUUUCUGUCUACGCCACCAUCUGUGAACAGCUCGUUGAGAUGCACAAGGCCGUCACUACCCAACAGGACCUCGCAGGGCUGAGGCUGGGUAAUUUGUACUGUGAUCCGUUGAUGGCAUGCUCUGGACACAAGAUAACUGCGAGGCAGCGCUGGACUCCAACGCCUCUGCAGCUUCAAAUACUUGAGCGUAUUUUUGAUGAGGGAAAUGGCACUCCGAGCAAGCAGAAGAUCAAAGACAUAACCAUUGAGCUGGGCCAGCAUGGCCAAAUAUCAGAGACAAAUGUUUAUAACUGGUUCCAGAAUAGAAGAGCUCGUUCAAAGCGGAAGCAACUCACUCCUGCACCCAAUGUUGUGGAGCCAGAAGUUGAGUCUCCAAAAGAGAAAAAGACUCGUGCAGAAGGCUUUCAGGUUCAACCCUAUGAGAAUUCAUCACCUCAUAGGAUCAAGGAUAUGUACAUCCAGAGUCCUGACAUAGGAUUUGACCAAUUACUGGGUAAAAUAGAAGUUGCAAGCUGCUACAGUUCUUAUUUUCUUUGAGAAAUCUGUGGAAUGGAUGGGUUGAAGACUUAAAUUCUUGAUUGCAGCUUGGUGGACUCAAGUUUGUUGAUGAUACUGUUAGAUAUAUGGGCUUUUUGUCCAAUAUGUUGAUGAACCACACAUGAUGUGGUAUAACUAUAUAUUGUAUAAAUUGUUUUUGCUUAGGUGCUUUGCAGUGCUAACUGUUGACAACCGUUACUGUGUGACAUGUUACAAUUUUACAAGUUUAAACAUUAUUUCUUCUCCUAAUUACUGUGA
This is a messenger RNA of Glycine soja, 1071 nucleotides long. Its product is annotated as WUSCHEL-related homeobox 8-like. NCBI's taxonomy places the organism in Eukaryota, Viridiplantae, Streptophyta, Magnoliopsida, Fabales, Fabaceae. The transcript has 3 exons. Gene Ontology annotation, molecular function: DNA-binding transcription factor activity; DNA binding. The record is from RefSeq and is a predicted model, not a curated record. Bases 187 to 813 code for a protein of 208 amino acids.